This is a messenger RNA of Colias croceus (clouded yellow), 1471 nucleotides long. RefSeq names its product protein yellow-like. Gene Ontology annotation, cellular component: extracellular region. NCBI's taxonomy places the organism in Eukaryota, Metazoa, Arthropoda, Insecta, Lepidoptera, Pieridae. The transcript has 4 exons. Bases 129 to 1355 code for a protein of 408 amino acids. The record is from RefSeq and is a predicted model, not a curated record.
UUAAAACGUGCUACAGACCGUCAUCGUACAUAAUGUAUUUACGCAAUACUAUGUUCAUUAAUUUUUAAGUGGGCGUAGUCAACAUAACUUCUGAACAUUAGCUUCGAAUCAGUCGUGGAGCAGUGAAAAUGAAGUUAUUUUCAAUAGCAUUAUUUUUGGGAGGAAUUAUAUCAACGAGCAAUGUGUUGAGUGUUCCACAAAAGUCGAUUGGCACUCUGUACAGAUGGAAACAAAUGGACUUUGUCUUCCCUACCGAAGACGAAAGAAAAACUGCGAUCGAAAAUGGGCAAUACAUUCAAUCAAAUGUAAUUCCGCUGGGAGUUGAAAGAUGGAAAAAUCGUGUUUUCGUGAGUACACCUCGAUGGAAGAAGGGUAUACCUGCGAGUCUUUCGGUUCUACCCGUGGUUGCUCAAGAAACAUCCCCACCACUAACUCCUUAUCCAAACUGGGAUUGGCACACCGCUGAUAAUUGCACAGGAAUAACAUCUGUGUUCAGAAUGGUUAUAGAUCAUUGUGGAAUAAUGUGGGUGCUCGACUCCGGUCAAAUUGAAGCUUUUGAAACUCCCCGCCAGCUGUGUCCACCGACUUUAAUAGCUAUUGAUUUGGAAAAAGAUACAAUUGUGGGAAAAUUCCCGAUACCUGAACAGUUUGUUUUGCAAGACUCAUUGAUAACGAAUAUCAUAGUAGACUCUAGAGAUCCGCAAUGCAAGGAUUUACACGUUUACAUAUCGGAUGUGAGACGCUACGGCCUUAUUGUAUUUAGAGGAGCGGACGGAGAAUUUUGGAAAUUCAAUCACUACACGUUUUACCCAGAACCGUUGCUGUCAAACUACACUUUACAUGGCGUAAACUUCCAGUGGCCUGACGGAUUAUUUGGCAUGUCACUAGGCCCAUAUCAUUUAGGAGACCGGCCGUUGUAUUACCACUCUAUGUCGGGCAUGCACGAAUUUGUGGUUUAUACGUCUGUAAUUCGCGACCCUGCACGUGUUGACGACUCUGUGGGUGAAUUUAAGCUCCUUGGCGAAAGCCGUGGACCCAUAGGACAAGUAUCCGCCGCAGCUGUCGACCGCAAUGGUAUCAUGUUCUUUAACCUUGUUUCGCAAGACAGUAUCGGAUGUUGGGACACACGCAAGGAGUACAGAGUUGAAAAUUUAGGUAUUGUAGCCAAAAAUAAUAAAACAUUGGUAUUUCCUAACGAUCUGAGAAUAGAUCAUGAAGUACCACAAGUAGGGUGGAUUGUAACUAAUCGAUUACCUAUGUAUCAAUUUAACUUGCUUAACCCGAAUGAAUACAAUUUUAGAGUUAUGUUUCUAGAUCCGAUCGCAUCAAUUGCGAAUACUGUUUGUCAAUACUAGUAGUACUAGUAUUAAUAUUCUGAUAAACCUAUUAUUAUAAAAUAUAUAAAUUAAGUUAUUGAUCAUUAAUUUUAUUGAAUAUGUGAAUAGGUGAAAUAAAAUGCGACAGAAAGUUA